Molecule: messenger RNA, 606 nt
Organism: Durusdinium trenchii
Lineage: Eukaryota; Dinophyceae; Suessiales; Symbiodiniaceae
Source: the annotation of a GenBank genome assembly
AUGUGGAUUCUGCAGCUUGCCAUCCUGGCCUUGGGGGAUGAUGUGGUUCCAGACGCUUGUGAUGAAAUUGAAUUCUUGCAAACACCGCCUCUGCCUUUGCCGCCAUUGAAGUUGGAGCCUCAGGCGUCGGAUGAGCCGAGCUUGUGGAGCUUGAGCAACCCCAACCCCAGCAUCUUCGAGUGGCGCCAUACUGGCUACUGGAGUGUGGAUCGCGUUGCGGCGCGCCAUAUCGAGGUCAGAAAAAGCGCCGUCACCAAGCUAUGCAGUGAAGAGGAGAAAAAACAGAAGAUUGACGAAUUCUCUGAUCUGACAGAGAGCGACUUCCGGACUAUCAAGAUCGGCUACUUGAAGGUUCCCCUUGGCUACGACAAGACAAAGCCAGCCUCGAACAUCACACUUCAGCUUCGCGUGUCUGCGAUGAUUGGUGCUGCUGGCCCUGAUGCUCCACUGCUUCUCCAACACAAUGGUGGGCCCGUGACGGACGAUUAUGGCCCCCUUAGAUCUGGAUGGUUUGGCCUCGAAAAAAAUCCUCUUUAUGAAGGUAUCGAUCAGAAGUACACGCUGCUUGGAAUUCAGCAGCUGGCAGCAGGGCAUGUCGGACAGUAG